Messenger RNA from Cryptomeria japonica (Japanese cedar), 1170 nucleotides. RefSeq lists its product as uncharacterized. Lineage: Eukaryota; Viridiplantae; Streptophyta; Pinopsida; Cupressales; Cupressaceae. The record is from RefSeq and is a predicted model, not a curated record. The coding region runs from base 1 to 1170 and encodes 389 amino acids. The transcript is spliced from 2 exons.
AUGAUCGCGAAGAUCAAGGAGGGUCUGGAGAAUGACUCCCAAGCGUGGCAAAUUGUGUUGCAAGUUCGAGCAGGUCGGACAAGGCAGUUCACAAUGCAGGGCGGGGUCCUCUACUAUGCCACCAACCCAGUCUACCUUCCUAAAUGGGCAGAUGUUUGCAGACAUGUCUUGCGAGAAUGUCAUGAUUCAGUUUGGGCGGGUCAUCCAGGACAGAAGCAAACAAUGGUGUUGUUGGAACGAGGCUUUUAUUGGCCUAGCAUGCGGGACGAUGUGGAGAGGUAUGUGAGAACUUGUCUCCCUUGCCAACAGGACAAGGCCGUCAAAAUGCAACCUGCGGGGCUGUUUCAACCUCUUCCAGUUCCGGUCCGACCUUGGGCGAGUGUGAGCAUGGACUUCAUCACCCAGCUGCCCAAUGAUGGAUUCGCCAGUAUUAUGGUCGUGGUUGACCAAUUCAGCAAGUUACUUGAUGCGGCUCAAUUCUCCUACAACUUGCAGAAGAGUGAAUCGUCCAAGUACAGCCCGUUCGACCUAGCCACAGGACAACAACCUCUCACCCCGCACACAAUGUUGACAGGUUACCGAGGUGCAGAUGUCAGUGCUACCGAACUCUUAAAGACUUGGAACGAAAGAGUGGAUUUGGCACGGUAUCACCUGACUCAGGCUUCCGACCGCAUGAAGAAAUUUGUCGAUCGGCAUAGGAGGAAGCUUGAAUUCAACGUAGGCGACAAGGUACUCGUCCGCAUGGAUCAGAAUCGGUUCAAGAUGCCCAAGGGAUUGAGCGCAUCAUUGGUUAGGCGGUUUGAUGGGCCUUUUGAGGUAACUCAAAAAAUCAGCCCAGUUGCAUACAAACUCUGUUUGCCUCUGCAUUCGGGAACCCAACCCGUCUUCCACGUCUCUCAACUAAGACCCCAUCAUCUUGAUGAGGAAGACUUAGUGAGGAACAUUCCGCACAGAGGACCAACUAACAUCCUUGACAACCCAGAAAAGCGCGUCACACAGGUUUUAGCCACGCGAAUUCUUGGAGGGCGGAAACGGAACAUCCGUGAGUUCCUGGUUGUGUUUGAGGGACAAGAACCUGAAACUGCCACUUGGGAGCGUGGUGAAACGCUAUGGCGAGACGAGAUCAUCAUGCAGUUCCUCGAACAGAGGAACCCUUCUAAGCCAAAAUAA